Messenger RNA from Cylindrotheca closterium, 1599 nucleotides. Lineage: Eukaryota; Bacillariophyta; Bacillariophyceae; Bacillariales; Bacillariaceae. The record is from the annotation of a GenBank genome assembly.
AUGCAGUCAAUGGACAUAGAUUCCGAAAUUGAUGAAGUCUAUUCUACGGUCGAUCAAUCACAGCGGCAAUCAAGUGGAAAAAGACGACGGAGGAGACCAAGAUGGAUCACAACAUUUGCUGGAGCCCUUGUGGCAGUUCCUCUUUGGGUUGUCAUAAGGCCAUUGAAGAACUGGGGGAGUCCUGUGUACAUUGAAGAAGAAGAACUUACCUUGGAGUCCGAGGGGUCGCCGUCUUCACACGGUAUUGUCCUACCUCAAAUAUUGAUGGACGAAGGAAUCUAUGAUCCUGCCGAUUUCACGAAUGCCAUAGAUGUCGCUCCACCCUAUUGGAAUGCUACGACUCCGCUAUUCAAACAUUCAAAGGCUUGGGGUCCUUGUUUCAAACCAGAGGAAACGAUGUACUGGGAGUUUCAUUCCGACGAUGAAGCAAUCGCUAAUACUACACUGAAUGUUCCACUGGAUUACAGACGAGAUGAGGAGUCAAAGACUCGUAAUUGGCAAAAUGCGGCUGGGCUUUGCAGGCCUGGCUUCUUGAUUCUUGGCGCUGGAAAAUGUGGAACUUCAAGUCUCUAUCACUAUCUCGUAGACCAUCCAAAGGUCCUGCCCGCAAUUGAGAAACAGAUUCAUUAUUUUCGGUACCAUACAGACAAACCAGUCGGCUGGUAUUAUUCCUGGUUUCCAACCACAAAGACCUUCUUGGAGAAUGGUGCACUCAUGACGGGAGAAGCAAGUCCCGGAUACUUGCCAUAUCCACAAGUGGUCCGAGAAAUUGCCAUGACAGGAAUCGAACCAAAAUUGAUUACUCUUGGAAGGAAACCAAUCGAUCGAAUAUGGUCAAGUUACAAGUAUAACUAUGUCACUCCAGCACUGGAUAAAAUCCGAAGUGGACACGGGGCUAUUCCGUUGAACAAGUCGGAUGAUUUUUACAAGGAACAUUUCCUCUUUAGUCUCGAGGAGCUUGUUCGGGCCGAAUUGGAUCAGCUCAAUCGGUGUUUGUAUGGUUUUGGCAUCAGCAAAACCAGAGAUAUGUGGUAUCACAGACAUUGGACAAGAAAAGAAUUUGAUUAUCGAGAGAAGAAUGGGCUGCCGCCGUUGAUUGAUCUCGACGAAGUCUGUUAUGGAACCAAACCUGUCAACAAGACGGUUACUCGGAUCCAGUGGGCCUCUCUGCAAAUGCAAAACCCACAAAAGUAUAUCCCACCGAAACAAGCAUUUCUCAUCCAAGCACUUGUUGGGCGUUCUCUCUAUGUCUUACCGCUGGAAUGGUGGUACAUACUCAUUCACAGAGAAGACAUGCUGUUUGUCUGCACUGAAGAAAUCAACAAUGCAACUGCGCUGCUCCAUCUCUCCCGUCAACUGGGACUGCCCGAUUAUGAUUUUGAACCAGUAAUCGCACAAGGAGCUUACAAUGUAGGUGGACAUCGAGGGUAUGACACGGCUACUUCUUGGAAUGAGGUCCGCAACGAAACUGACAAUUACUCAGGCGAUGAUGGUGAUGAGAUUCCUCUUUCAGUCGAGUUGCGCCAAGAGCUUGAUGAAUUUUUGAAGCCGUUCAAUGAACGACUGUUCAAUCUAGUUGGAAAGAGAUGUGACUGGUGA